This is a messenger RNA of Toxotes jaculatrix (banded archerfish), 2385 nucleotides long. It is a transcript of the gene rnft2, whose product is annotated as ring finger protein, transmembrane 2. The transcript has 10 exons. Gene Ontology annotation, biological process: positive regulation of ERAD pathway. Gene Ontology annotation, molecular function: ubiquitin protein ligase activity. NCBI's taxonomy places the organism in Eukaryota, Metazoa, Chordata, Actinopteri, Toxotidae. The coding region runs from base 149 to 1492 and encodes 447 amino acids. The record is from RefSeq and is a predicted model, not a curated record.
ACACAGGAAGUUUGUGGAGCUGGACAGUCGGAGCAUCCUCAGCAGUAACACCAGCCUUUGCUAAUUUUAUUCUUAACUAUGACAAGCGCUGGAGGGCAAAUCGCUAAUCUGAUUCAGGGCGGGAUCCUAUGGUGAUGAGCGGUGUGCCAUGCAGAGGAGACACAGCAGCAACACGGAUGGCAUGCCCUCUGAAAGGAGCCGAAGCCAAACUCUGGGAUCGGAGAGCAGCCUGGAUGAGGGUGGUGUGUUUGACUGCCUGAAGCCUGACUCACCUGCUUCGCCUCAGCAAAUCUUCUCUGGCCUGGUGGGUGUCCCCUCCGGCUCUGUCUCCUCUGCCCAACUCCAGGCAGCUGGCUUAGUUUUGGGAUCUCCCCCCGAAGUUUUUAUUCAGAUGACUGCAUCAUCCAGAGAAGAAGGGGGCCCCCACCGCUCAGAGGGUGGACCUUUUCUCCCUCGACCUCCCCAGCACCACCAUCACCACCACCACUUUCACCACCAGCCCUUGCAGCACAGGACCUCUUCUCUGCUCCAGCAGGCCACCACGGCAGCUGGCUCAGAGCGUCACAGCUCAAGGGAGGAGGCCCAGGAAGACCCAUCCACCCCGGCCCCAGCCCUUUCUGAGUUGAAGGCAGUAGUCACCUGGCUACAGAGGGGUUUCCCCUUCAUCCUCAUUCUGCUGGCUAAAGUCUGCUUUCAGCAUAAGCUAGGUAUUGCUGUGUGUGUGGGGAUGGCCAGCACAUUUGCCUAUGCCAAUUCCACAUUUAGGCACCAAGUGUCAUUACGGGAGGAACGAUCUGUAUUUGUUACUCUUUGGAUCUUAAUAUUCCUUGCUGGGAAUAUCAUGUAUAUCUACUACACAUUUAGUCAUGAGGAGCUGCACAACAGCCUCAUGUUUGCCAAGCCCAACCUCAACAGCUUUGACUUCUUUGAUCUGAUCUGGGUAGUGGGCAUCACUGACUUUGUGCUUAAAUACUUCACCAUCGCCCUGAAGUGCUUUGUCCUCUUUUUGCCAAAGAUACUCCUGGCCUUCAAAUCCAGGGGUAAGUACUACCUGCUGAUUGAGGACCUGAGCCAGCUGUUCCGGGCCCUGGUGCCCAUCCAGCUGUGGUACAAGUACAUCAUGGGAGAAGACCCUUCUAACAGUUACUUCCUGGGAGCCACACUCAUCAUCAUCUACAGCCUCUGCAAGUCCUUUGACAUCUGUGGACGUGUAUCAGCCAUAUGCAAGGCCGUGGCCAUGCUUUGCAGCACCCAGAGUUAUGGAGUGAGGGCCGGCAGUCAGCAGUGCAGCGAGGCGGGUGAUGUCUGUGCUAUUUGUCAGGCUGAUUUCAGAGAUCCCAUAGCCCUUCUCUGUCAGCACGUGUUCUGUGAGGAGUGCCUGUGUUUGUGGUUCGACCGGGAGAGAACGUGUCCGCUGUGCCGCUCUACUGUCAUCGAGACGCUGCGAUGCUGGAAGGACGGCACCACCUCGGCUCACUUCCAGAUCUAUUAAGCAGUGACAACAUAUCAUGUGCACCUGGAAGGAUGCAGCUGUGCUGCAAUCAGAGUUAGACAAUGGUGUGUCAUAUGUCUCUGUUUAUCUUGUUGCGGUAAUUCUUUAAAUUAGGAUCAAGUAUAAAUGCAGUAACACAAAGCAAAGAGUCUUCAAUUUUAGAGACAAGACCAGAACAGAACAUAUGUAAAUCACAUUAUUUUCAGUGCGGACUAGUUGAGCAUCAUAUGACGCUGGUGGUAUUUAUACAUAAACAUACACAUAAAGCUGCUCUAUUGUCAGUUUUAUAGUUGGGCUGUUGUCAUAGUUACAAGAAUAGUUUUUAUGUGUUUUCAUGUAUUUUAGACACGAUAAAAUAAUGUUACUUUGAUUUAGUGUGUUGAUAAUGUGAAUAGACACUGCAUUUCACACUUUUUUUGUAUUUAUGAGUUUGUCAUAUCUGUGUACUCUUUUUUUUUAUUAAUACAAAUUCAGCCUUUGAACAAAACAAAAUGUCUCAGAAUAGAUUGUAAGUAGAAAAUCGGUUCAAAUAUUUGUUCUGUCUGUUUGUAAAAAAUGUUCUUGGUUUGCAAACGACAAGGUUAUUGAGUGAUGAAUGGAAGGGGGUGUUUUAAUUAUCUGGACUGUAAACCGUACGUAGUAUAAUUGUUUAUGGUGCCAUCCAGGCACUGUGAUCAUAACAGUCGGUAGAUUUCUAUCAAGUGUGAAUGAAGUCAGUAGGAUUUGACUUUUCAUAUACUUGCAUUUUCAUUUACAGUGUGAGCUCAUGUCUGAUGAUCCUCAGUGCUGCAAACUUCAUUUCUUUGUCAUUCUCUAUGAAUAUUGUUAACAUUAAUCUUUUCCUUUGGAAUAAUUGUUGGGUUGCAUAAUGUUAAGAGGUUUUCAAUUUUGAA